This is a messenger RNA of Lingula anatina, 1592 nucleotides long. Its product is annotated as TBC1 domain family member 7. NCBI's taxonomy places the organism in Eukaryota, Metazoa, Brachiopoda, Lingulata, Lingulida, Lingulidae. Gene Ontology annotation, biological process: negative regulation of TOR signaling; activation of GTPase activity. The record is from RefSeq and is a predicted model, not a curated record. Gene Ontology annotation, molecular function: GTPase activator activity.
AUGGCAGACGAAAGAAACUUCAGGUCGCACUUUUAUGAAAAAAUGGGUUUUAGGGGAGUCGAGGAAAACAAAGUAAUUGAAAAUCUUCUCAAGGAGCAGCCAUAUGAGCUUAAGAAGCUGUCUCAAUUCUGCCUGAAGUUCCCUGUUCCUGCGAUUUACAGACUUCUCGUUUGGAAAGUACUUCUAGGCAUCCUGCCGCCAUACCAAGAGAGCCACGAGUUUGUCAUGACCAUGAGAACAGAUCAGUUCAAUGAUCUGAUGCAUUCUCUGAAAGUCAUGGGGAAAGUGGACGACAGGACCCCCCUGCCCCUGGUCUUCCUGAAGAUGUACCACAUGGAGGAAGGAACGCUUUUGUUUGAUGAGAAUAGGCUGGUCAUGCAGCCAGAAGGUCAAAGCUUCAUGGCAGUUGCUGCAGCAGUCCUGGAAAUGGUGGAGAGUCACAUUGAUGCAUACUGGAUUUCUACAAAAUUUUAUAAAUUGCAAGAGAAAUGGAAAGAUAUCAUGCAUGUUUUGUCUGAAAGGACAGAGCAUUAUCUUAAAAAGGAGGACCCAGAUGGGAAAUUAUACACCAAGGUUCUCAACUUGAACAUAUUUGGUGCUAUACCUCUGAGUAGGUGGUUCUCUUCCAGUUUUGCUGGAGUGUUGCCAGAAACAUCUUUUGAAAGAAUCUGGGACAAAAUAAUAGGAGGCUCUUGCACAGUGCUUGUCUUUGUGGCUGUGGCAAUCAUUCUUACACUGAGGAGGCCAAUAUUGACGUUAAGGACAGAUGCUGAGAUUGUGCAAUAUCUUAAAAAUAUUCCAGCAGACAGUGCAGACAUCAUUGUGGCUAAGGCCGUGGAGUUGUGGCGGAGUCAUGGAAGCUUGCUCUUUCCCAGUGGCAUAAAAGCAGACUCUCCAGUCAUAAUAGAAAAAGUGCCAAGCUGAGAGGGAGGACCGUCUUAUGUACAAACUUUACUUUAUAAAACAAAAAUUUGGAAGAUUGAGAGGCUUUUUCCCCCUCAUUAAGCCUUUUCUGUUUUCAUCCCAGCCAUUUUCACGUGGAGUGGUAGAGUUUUCUGUUUCGCACAGGAUUGAGUGAUUGACAUACAUGACUAUGAAUGCAGUGCCAGCACUCAUCAGUGAGUCUAGUAAAUUUUGAUUGGUAUAGUGAUUGGUACAAUGGGGAUGGUGACAGGGAUGAAAAAUAUUUAUGGCAUAAUGACAUGUUAAGACCAGUCAAGCUAAUGCAGUACAGAAAACUGCACUGCUUGAUGUGAUAACAGCCAGACGUUACUGUGAUGGAGGUCAGAGGACAAUCAUGGCAUAAUCUGUCAGGACAAGACCCAAGUCCUGCACCAUGUGCUUUUAAGACUUGUGCCCUGGGUGGGUGACUAUUGCCCAGCUGGAUCACCUUCUUAUAACAUGGUUAACAAGGAUCCAGCUUGUGAAAAUGUUUGUCAUUUGUGCUUCGUAAGGAAUUUUAUUUUCCUUCAGCACUCAAAUUUCAUUUGGUCUACACCAAUUUUGAUUAAAAAUCUGCUGGCAGAUGUAAAAUCAGGGAAUGUAUAAAUUCAAAAUAUGAACUCUUCCUUUGUGUAGCAUAUAUUAUUGUA